Molecule: messenger RNA, 1674 nt
Organism: Spirodela intermedia
Lineage: Eukaryota; Viridiplantae; Streptophyta; Magnoliopsida; Alismatales; Araceae
Source: the annotation of a GenBank genome assembly
AUGAAGAGGGUGGGAGUGGCGGUGUUCCUGCUUCUUCUGUUCCUCAGCCGGCAGCGGCGCACUGCGGAUGCGGUGUGGGGGGAGGGGUUCGUCAGGGUAAGGGGGUUACACCUGAUGCUAAACGGCGAUCCAUUCUUCGCCAACGGGUUCAACGCCUACUGGCUCAUGGCCGUGGCGGCGGAGCCGUCGCAGAGGGGCAAGGUCUCUUCCGCCUUCAGGCAGGCCUCCCGCCAUGGCCUCGCCAUAGCCAGGACUUGGGCCUUCAGCGACGGCGGCAGCGGAAACACCAGCGCUCUCCAGAUCUCCCCCGGUGUCUACGACGAGCGCGUGUUCCAGGUACCACGGCGAAUCCCGCCGGAACAUUCUCCUCCCCUCCCCUUCUUUCCUCUUCUCACUUCCUACCGGCCGCAGCAGGGUCUGGAUUUCGUGAUAUCAGAGGCAGGCAAGUACGGGAUCCGGCUCAUCCUGAGCCUCACCAACAACUACGACAGCUUUGGAGGGAAGAAGCAGUACGCCAGCUGGGCCAGGAACCAGGGCCAGGCCAUCUCCUCUGACGACGAGUUCUUCACCAAUGCCCUCGUCAAGCAUUUUUACAAGAACAACGCCAAGGCAUCAAUAAUUCCUCUCUCUCUUUCUCUCUCUCUCUCUCUCUCUCCCUCCGCCUCUCGCUAACAGUAGAGUGAUUUUGUAGGCUGUGAUCACGAGGGUGAACAAGUUCACCGGAGUGGCGUACAGGGACGAUCCCACGAUCUUCGCCUGGGAGCUGAUGAACGAACCCAGAUGCCCGUCCGACCCGUCUGGGAAGACCGUGCAGGUUAGAAAGCCCCUCCCCGAUCUUGCCGCCCCUCGGUUCAUUAUCUUUUUAGGGAGGGUUAUUGGGUUAAUUUUCGCGGUGGCCGCAACAGGACUGGAUCGCGGAGAUGGCGGCGUACGUGAAGUCGGUCGACGGGAAUCACCUCCUGGAAGCCGGGCUGGAAGGGUUCUACGGCCAAUCGGCGCCCGCGGAGAAGCAGUUCGUCGCUGACCACAACGUCGGCACGGACUUCAUCGCCAACAACCAGAUCAAGGGCAUCGACUUCGCCACCGUCCACUCGUACCCCGAUCAAUGGUCAGUCGCCCCCCUGUGAGCUCGCACGAUCCUCGCUCUGAGUGACUGAUCCGAUCACCCCAUCGCGGGUGGGCUCCGUUUCUGAGCUCUGCUCGUUCUUGCGAAGGCUGCCGGCGGCGGACGAGGAGGCCCAGCUGGGGUUCCUGAACAGAUGGCUGGACGCGCACCUGGAGGACGCGCGGGAGGUCCUGCGGAAGCCGCUGCUCGUGGCAGAGUUCGGCAAGUCCAGUAGGAGCCCCGGCUUCACCCCCGCGCAGAGGGAGGCCCUCUUCGGCGCCGUCUUCUCCAAGAUCUACUGGUCCGCUAGGGCCGGCGGCGGCGGGCCCGCAACGGGGGGGCUCUUCUGGCAGCUCCUGGCGGAGGGCAUGGAGUCCUACGGCGACGGGUACGAGGUCGUCCUCGAGGAGCUCCGUUGGACGACCUCCAACCUCAUAGCACAGAACUGCCGCAAGCUGAGGCAUCUCGGGAAGCUCAUCGCCCGCCUCCGCGACAUAGGCAGGCUUGAGCUGAUCCCGGUCGUCAGAUCCCCCCACCGGCUCUCUUCCUCGAGGGACGCCAAAAACUGA